ACUCAUCAGCAGGCUUUUUCGAGGAAUGAGUUGAGCUUGAGAAGAAACAACAACAGUUUGAGAACCUGAACAGCAGAAAUCGUCUUGGGACAGAAUCCCGAAGCAACGUUCAAGAACUUCCCAAGAAAGUCAAUCCACUCUCAGUGACAACAGCUAUUCUGCUCUUCUUUUCAAGUGCUCAGUAACAGCCGCCAUGCUUUACAGUGCAGCAGCGCUAGUGUCUUUAAUGCACGUAGCCCUGACGAUGCUGGUGAUAGUUGGGAUGGGAGUGGAGGCGGCCCCCACUGACAGAGGCUUUGUGAAACCUCCACAUCCUCAUCCCAGCCUCACUCAUGCAUCUGCCACACCAGAGAAGUCCUCAGCACUAAAUCCAAGCCAGCACCUUAAACACUGGCCUCCGAGUUCCAAAGCAGCCGGAGUGAGUAGGACGACAAGAAUCGCUGACAGAACCACCUCAAGGACUAUCACUGUGGGCGUCAGAGCAGAACGACUCAGGCUGAACCCUAAACCCGCCGAUCCAGAUAAACGAGCUCAGCUGCUGAAGAUGAUCUCGGCCCUGGAGGAGCUGUACAGGACAUUUAACAGCACGCUGAGCUCACGCAUCGCCAUCAGGCCACGAGCAAGCGGCAGAAAUUCAGGAAAAAAAACAAUAGUGCUUCCUGCUGCCGAAGGCGGGGUGAAGCCCACCACUGAGACCCCAGCAGCAGUCGACAGCACAGCGUCCAGGGCCAGUGCGGAUGCUUUCGCCCCAAGUCUGACUGGUCGAAACUUUAAGAAGUCCCUACCGCCGCAGACCAAGAAGACCAACAAAAGAGUGUGUUUCUGGAAAUACUGCUCCCAGAACUGAUCGUCUCUCAGCCACUGCUGCUUUCGCUCCAUGCUCUUUUCUUCCUCCGUCCAUCCAUCAUCUAUCCAUCCAUCCAUCCUCUGUCCUGGCUCCUAUCGGACCUCCGAGUGCUAGGAGACCGUUGCCGAGACAUCAGGAAGCCCCCCCACACCGGCGCCAACCUUGACUCUGACCUUUUCGUUCACUCAUUAAUUAACAAGACUGGCCAAUGAAUGAAGACGAUGUGUGCUCACGGCCGGGCGCAUGAACAAACAUUCCUGUUAACACUCUGUUUUCCUUACGAGACAGACACAUGUCAUUUUUGUAUGUGUGCGCCAACUUUAAAAUAAACGACAA
Molecule: messenger RNA, 1183 nt
Organism: Epinephelus fuscoguttatus (brown-marbled grouper)
Lineage: Eukaryota; Metazoa; Chordata; Actinopteri; Perciformes; Serranidae
Gene: urp2
Product: urotensin II-related peptide
Exons: 5
Coding region: 194-847 (217 amino acids)
Biological process (GO): regulation of blood pressure; blood vessel diameter maintenance
Cellular component (GO): extracellular region
Molecular function (GO): hormone activity
Source: RefSeq, a predicted model, not a curated record